Corylus avellana is the source of this 1799-nucleotide messenger RNA. RefSeq names its product transferring glycosyl group transferase. NCBI's taxonomy places the organism in Eukaryota, Viridiplantae, Streptophyta, Magnoliopsida, Fagales, Betulaceae. The record is from RefSeq and is a predicted model, not a curated record. Gene Ontology annotation, molecular function: cis-regulatory region sequence-specific DNA binding; protein binding. Gene Ontology annotation, cellular component: nucleus.
UGCACAAAGCGUCGUGCAAGUGUGUAACAAUGCUCGGGUGCAGGAGCAAGCUGUCUCAAACCAUAAAGAGAAAGAAGAACAAAAGCAAAUCCAGAAACAAGACCACAAACAGAACUGUUUCCAAAACACGAAACUCCAUUUCCAAAAAACAAGAAUCUCGGUAUGAAGAGGAGUAUGAAGAAGAAGAAGAAGAAGAAGAUACUGAAGGAGGUUUCAGCCUGAAGACCUCGGCUGCUCCUUCACACACUCAUGGGGUUCAACCACUGGGCAAUCUCUAUCUCUAUCCAGGUUCCGUCAACUCCAGAAAUACUGGCUUAGGUAACCUCCAAACCCUUACUGAUGAGCUCGUUCUCGAUAUUCUUGGGCUUCUGGGUGCGACCCAUUUAGGGGUCUUGGCCACUGUUAGCAAAUCUUUAUAUGUUUUCACUAACCAUGAACCACUCUGGAGGAACCUUGUACUGGAAAGUCUAAAUAAUGGGUUUUUGUAUAAUGGGUCUUGGAAAUCUACUUAUAUUGCUGCUUAUUGCCCUUCCUUCGAUGUUUCCAGUAUUGGUGUUUCGGGUUUGAGAGUGAGGGAUUUUUAUUCUGAUUAUCUUUUUCAGAGUUGGCUCUGUGCUAAUCUUGAAAUGAAACCCGAGUGGCUUGAAAGGGAUAAUAUAAUACGAAGGAAGGGCAUUUCAGUUGAGGAAUUCGUGUUGAACUUUGAGGAACCGAAUAAGCCGGUGUUGUUGGAAGGGUGUAUGGAUAAUUGGGUUGCAUACGAAAAAUGGGAUAGAGACUAUUUGGUUCAGUUGUGUGGUGAUGUUAAGUUUUCGGUUGGGCCGGUGGAGAUGAAGCUUGAGGAGUACUUUAGGUACUCAGAUCAGGCUCGGGAGGAAAGGCCAUUGUAUUUGUUUGACCCAAAAUUUGCUGAAAAAGUUCCAAAGUUGGGUUUGGAAUAUGAAGUUCCAGUGUACUUUCAGGAGGAUUUGUUUAGUGUUUUGGGCCAUGAGAGACCAGAUUAUAGGUGGAUUAUAAUUGGACCGGCUGGGUCUGGUUCAUCAUUCCACAUUGAUCCUAACUCGACGUCAGCCUGGAAUGCAGUGAUCAAGGGGUCCAAGAAGUGGGUCUUGUUUCCUCCUGAUCUAAUUCCCCCAGGGGUGCAUCCAAGCCCGGAUGGUGCAGAGGUGGCUUGUCCUGUUUCAAUCAUUGAGUGGUUCAUGAACUUCUAUAUAACAACUAAAACUUGGAAAAAGAAACCUAUUGAGUGCAUCUGUAAGGCUGGAGAGGUGAUCUUUGUGCCUAAUGGAUGGUGGCAUUUGGUGAUCAACCUGGAGGAAUCCAUUGCCAUUACACAGAAUUAUGCUAGCAGGAGAAAUUUGUUGAAUGUUAUGGAUUUUCUUAAAAGGCCAAAUGCGCACACUCUGGUAUCUGGAACAAGAGACCGUGUGAAUUUGUAUGACAAGUUUAAGAAUGCCAUUGAAACUUCUCGCCCUGGAACUAUAGACGAGUUGGUGCAGAAAGCAGAGGAGAAAAAGGCACAACAGAAGAAACUUUCCUUCUGGGAUUCAGUAACGGAUUCUAAGGUGGGUGCUUUCAAGUUCUCUUUCUAGACAGACAAAUGAUGACCACAACUGAAUGAGCAAACCAGAGAAAUACUCUACAAUGGGGCAACAUACUUUUUGGAGUAUAACAAUCUCUUUUGGUGCUUCCAUCUUUCUUAGAGAUGAACCAUUCGAACAAUUUUGACAUUGAUUUUUUAAUUGACAUCAUUGUACUUUAGUCAUUGUUUUACAAUAUAAAUGCAUUUCUUUUUAUAA